ACUGCUCUCGACCACAACACUAGUUGAAAUCUCAGAUGACGGAAUACAAAAAUUUUAAUUGUAUUCAUCGGAUUAUUUGUUUCAACUAAAGUAAUUGCUGUCGGAGUUUGUAAAUUUACCGUGUUUAAUUUAAAAUGGGUGACGGACAAAGUGAAAAUCAGCCUUUGCUGCGAGAUGAGGAGGUGAAUGUCAGCACAAUAUCUCCAAUUGGACCAGACGAAUUGCCUCCUCCGUAUCUGCAGCAAGGGACGCCCAUGGUGACAUGCCGAGUAUGUCAGGCUAUGAUAGACAUCUCCGGGAAGAAAGAACAACAUGUAGUUAAAUGCUCUGAUUGUAACGAAGCUACGCCUAUAAGGAAUGCUCCCCCAGGGAAAAAAUAUGUUCGUUGUCCAUGUAAUUGCCUGCUAAUUUGCAAGUCUUCUUCUCAACGAAUUGCAUGCCCUCGACCAGACUGCAAGAGGAUUAUCAACCUUGCGCCAUCGCCUGUAACACCACCAGUACCGACCUUGCCUGGCAUGUGCAGAGUCAUCUGUGCUCACUGCCAAGACACUUUUCUGUAUCAGCUGCUGAAGAACGCACCGGUGCGGUGCCCGCACUGCCGCAAGGUGUCGUCGGUGGGGUCGCGGGUGGCGCGCGUCAAGGGCACAAUAUUCGCGGUGCUCGCGCUCAUCUUCCUCGCCAUCGCCAUCGGCGUCACGCUCGGGACGCUCUCGGCCGCCAAGUCGCACGGCGGCGGCGUCUACGUCGCCUACGUCGGAGCGUUCCUCGUCGCAUUCCUCCUCGGCAGCCGCGCCGUCUACUACUUCGCGAUGAAAGUGAGUACGAUCGAGGGCCCCAUGUAAACUAUUACCGACAUAGUUUGUGAUAAAAUUUGUAUGACUAGAAAAUAUAAAAGGUUUCUCGAUUCCAUAUUGUAACCAGCGUUAUUAUGUAGUUUGGUUUUAUACUGUAUUAAUGUAUAAUUUAACCAAUGCAGUGACGGGCGGUGAGUUAAUAUUUCAAAUAUUAUUAUUAUAGGAAUGUAUUGAUCGACAGCCACUACGAUAGAAUAUAUUCAUAGCUUCUAAGUUGUUGACUUGAUCACCUAAAUUCAGCAAAGUUAUCAUUGUCGGUUACUGUAUAUCUGGUUCAUGGAUCUUAAUUUAUAUAUUUUUAAAUGCCAUGACACAAUAAUUUAUGAGUGUCGCUUAUCGUGCAUGGUGAUCGUAUUUUAAUGCGUUAAUUACAAUACCACAUACUAUCAAGCAAUCACAAAUCAUGUAUGUUGUUGACAUAGGCAGCAAUAAAUUUUCAAUAGAUUUUCUAGGACAAUAAUUUAUCUGCUUUACAGGCAGUGAAUAAUAUAAUAUAGCCAUUAUAUGACUUUAGGUGCGAGAUUAUAGCCGAUUGCAGACCAUAACUGCAGGCCUCUUUUAUGUAUUCUAAUUCCGAAAUUGAAUAAAAAGAAGUAAAAGAAUAUUGCAUUAGAUAAGACAACGCAAAACAAAAAUAGACUAUAAAACACGAAUAAACGAAUACAUAUUAUGUCGAUGACUGUGUGUAUGAAUUCUUUAAUAGAUAAUACUAAUGUUGAUAAUUUUCCAUUCAUACGAAAUUACUAAUAUCGCGGUAUAUUAACAUCAGUGGCCAUUGAGGUCAGUCCGCGCAGUUGUAAGGAUUUAAAGACAGCUAUGGGUGAUUGUAGUCUACAUACGGUUUUCAAUUCACACCUCAAUUUCAAUUAACGAUGAUAAACAUUUGAAAAAAAUCUCUAGUGUAUCCAUUUUAAGCUCUACAAAAUCGUAUAGUUUGUUGUUUGAUUGGUUGAUUAGAGUGUGAAUAUUGAAAAAAUCACCAAUUUAUAUUAAAAGUUUGUUUGAAUUAUAGUAAUAUUAUUAUUAAUACUUACCAUAAUUUAGCUAAAUUUAAACAUGUUGCAUCAAUUGUUACACUCAUAUGCGAUCUCAUUGCUAAUUAAUAAAAUAUGGAGAGUUAAAAUAUAGAAUCAAAAAACGCUAUUAUUAACGACCUCAGUCGCGAAAAUUUGGUCGCUCUGAGUGAUAUAGAGAUGGUGUGAUAUGAAUGAUGGGUUUCCUUCGUUACAUACUGCGCUAGCUAGG
Messenger RNA from Ostrinia furnacalis (Asian corn borer), 2099 nucleotides. RefSeq names its product type 1 phosphatidylinositol 4,5-bisphosphate 4-phosphatase. Gene Ontology annotation, molecular function: phosphatidylinositol-4,5-bisphosphate 4-phosphatase activity. Gene Ontology annotation, biological process: phosphatidylinositol dephosphorylation. Gene Ontology annotation, cellular component: lysosomal membrane; plasma membrane; phagocytic vesicle membrane. Lineage: Eukaryota; Metazoa; Arthropoda; Insecta; Lepidoptera; Crambidae. The transcript is spliced from 4 exons. The record is from RefSeq and is a predicted model, not a curated record. Bases 135 to 842 code for a protein of 235 amino acids.